Messenger RNA from Pelodiscus sinensis (Chinese soft-shelled turtle), 549 nucleotides. Lineage: Eukaryota; Metazoa; Chordata; Testudines; Trionychidae. The record is from RefSeq and is a predicted model, not a curated record.
UCCUUCAUCCAGAAAUUCUCAGGCUGAUGACUUUGUUUGUUAGAUAUCGGAGUAUUGAUAUUAUUUCUCAAAGUGAAAUUAGCCAGAUACUCCAUGAGGCAGCAAAAGCCAAGUUAGCAGAGCUUCCUGGUACGACAUCCCAUGCUCUACGCCUCUUUCUGCGUCAGCUCCAGAGUGGGAGUUAUCAGAUGGAGCCAGCCCAGGAAGAGAUGAUUCACACCUUGCUGGAGAGCCUCCCCGCAAGGACCAGGGCCCCUCUAAGCCACCAGGACAUGGUGUAUCCUUUUGCAAGAAGCUCAUCCUUGGUAAAGGACAUUGCUAAACAAGAACCCAGUUAUAGGGAAUGGGCACUUGUUGUAGUUUUUCAGCAAGAUGACCUGGCACUGCCCAAAUAGGAAAUUACACUGGCAAGUUGGAUUUUCCUGGUUUGUCCUUCCCUUCGAUUUUCCAUUCAUGCCACUAAUGUCAGAUGCCUGGGACGAGUGGCAGUGUCUGUCUCACACAUUGCAGACUGAGACAAGAGGAUGGAGCACAGGGAGCAGAGAAAUA